Molecule: messenger RNA, 717 nt
Organism: Dermatophagoides farinae (American house dust mite)
Lineage: Eukaryota; Metazoa; Arthropoda; Arachnida; Sarcoptiformes; Pyroglyphidae
Product: putative RNA-binding protein 46
Molecular function (GO): RNA binding
Source: RefSeq, a predicted model, not a curated record
UAUCAUGUUCAUUUUGAAAAUGGACAACGUAUUUUUGGUCCUAAUGAUCCUGAUUUUCUUGAAAAUUCAGCAUAUGAUGACGUUAAAGCAAAAGAAAUAUAUAUCAGCAAUUUACCGAACAAUGUUUUCGAAAAUGAAUUGCUGCCAUUUCUAUGUCAAGCUGGCCCCAUUUACCAAGUACGAUUGUUGGUAACAUUUUCUGGUGCAAGUAAACGACAAGCAUAUGUCAUAUUUGGCACUGUCGAUGCUGCAAAUCGUGCCGUACAAUUAUUGAAUGGUCAAACAUUACGAUCACCGAAUAAUCCACCAGUGCAUGUGGAAUUUUCUGUUAAUAAUAAACGUCUUCAUAUUUCUGGUAUACCGAAUUCAAUUCAAUCAUCGAAUCAAUUACGACAACAAUUGCGUUUAUAUUAUGUGAAAAAUAUUCAAUUUCCAUUACCUGCUCAAAAUAAUUAUGAUCCAACAGCAUUUAAUGGGAUGAUAAAUGGUUUGAUCAAUUUUGAAUGUGAUCGAAAUUUACAAGCAAUCAUUGAAUUCGGUGAUCAUGCAACAGCUGCAAGUGCACGACGAUCAUUCGUUGCUGGAUUGAUAAAAAUUCAUGGCCAUACAUUACAAGCAAAAUGGGCUGAACCAAAUAAUAUUAAUGGCAAUAAUUAAAUGGCUUUCAAUUUUUUUAUUUUAUUUUAACUAUUUUUCUUUUUGUAAUAACUGCCAUCU